Pomacea canaliculata is the source of this 5583-nucleotide messenger RNA. RefSeq names its product ATPase family AAA domain-containing protein 5-like. Lineage: Eukaryota; Metazoa; Mollusca; Gastropoda; Architaenioglossa; Ampullariidae. The record is from RefSeq and is a predicted model, not a curated record. Gene Ontology annotation, molecular function: DNA clamp unloader activity; DNA binding. The transcript is spliced from 17 exons. The coding region runs from base 3615 to 5198 and encodes 527 amino acids. Gene Ontology annotation, cellular component: nucleus.
AAAAGGUCAAGGUCGUUAUUGUAUUCUGUUGCGCGCCAACUCUGCUCGACCAAAGCGCUUGUAAAUUACACGGUCUUAUAAAAAUCUAAUAAGGUACUUUUGAAAGUUUCCUAAAUUCGCAAGCCAAGAAAAUUCAAUGGCAGCAGAUGUUUCCAUAUCACCAAAACGAACCAUUGUGGACUUUUUCAAGACAUCAGACUUUCAAGAGGGGCCUAUCAGUGGCAAAAAAGCAAAAGGCAUCUUGGGAUUUUGUACCAGCACACCAAGAAGCGCCCAUAGUAUUGGCUCUGCUGCUUCUUCCUGUGAGAAGUCCAUGCAAGCAAAUACAGCAAACAGUAGCAGAGUCAGUCUUUCUAGUUAUCACCAAGGUGCAAAUGACUCUGAAGACCAUACAGAGACAAAAAGCACUCUAUGUCAGGAACAACCAGCAAUACAGAAAUCUUCAAAAGACAGAAGUAAGCUAAAGAACAGGAAAAGUACAAACCUUCACUCAGUGAACAGUACACAAACUUCAUUAUCUUCAGAAGCAGCAGAGGCACACAAAGAUGACAAAGAAUGCAUAGUUGAUGAUGUAGCUGAGAAAAUGACAAGUAAGCCGCAAGAAAUAGACUAUGAAGAAUUUAAACGGUUAGCUUUAUUAAAUCAAAAAGAGAAGAUUACUACAAACAGAAGUGAAAACUGUGAGGUAGCCAAAAGGUGCCUAGCAGAAGAAGUUAAAAAUGCUUCAUCUUGCAAAGAAAAUGCUGAUAACGGCAAACAAGGGACUUCUGCUCCAGAAGAGCAUGGUGAGAAGCGCAGCCUAAGGCCAAGGACAAAGAAAAGCUAUCAAGAAAUGAUGGCCUUAUCCUCCCCUGUUCUCUCCCAUCAAGCGACUCCAACUUUGCGUCAGCAAGAACGUGAUGAUAGUGAUUUGUCACUACAUGGUAAAGAUAUUUUAGAAAUGACUUAUGAAGAAUAUUUAAAAAGCAUAGGUGCAUCGUUUGAGACAAAUGAAAACAAUGCCAUCACUGUGUCUGAGACAUUGACACAACCAGAAGCUGAUGACCGUUCAAGCCCUGUAAUGUGAAAAAGGCAUCAACAUUGUCUCUUUUAAAUUAUUUUUCAAAGACACCCAAAAUCGUCAAGUCAAACACCAGAGGAAGAGACAAGACAGAGUAUGGUGACAGUGUAGCUGAUAUACAUGGUGAACCAUCAUCUCUGAAAUCAGUUCGAAAAGAGUUGUCCAAGUCUUCAACAGUCAGGCAAUCAGGAGCUAAAUCAAAGCAGAAAUGCACAUCAGGAAGUGAAAUAAUAUUACUUGGGUCAGAAACAAUUGAUGUUGAAAACUUCAACCACAGCGAUUCUGUACAACCAGUUUCAACAAAAGAACAAGCAGUAGGAGUGAUUGAGAGUAAAACAAGUGAUAAGAAUAGCUUUGAGUAUUCAUCACAGGAUAAUUCAGGAGGCAGAAAAAAUGAGGUUUGAUGAAAAAGGCACAAGCUACAUUACAAUUCAAUAAGGAUGGGGGCCUCAAAAUGAUCAAGGCUGAGUGCUUUUCGCUGGCAGCUGAUGCUGAUUGUUGUGAGACAGCAAAGCUGAUUGACAAAAACAGGAAGAAAUCCUUUAGGCAGGAUAAAGACACUCCACAGUUUCCAAAUGCUGCAAAUGAGGAAAAGGGGUCUGGUGAGAAUGAACAAAGUCAAGGAAAUGCAUUUUCUAAACUAAGAGACUGCAGUGGCUUGGAAGGUGAUAUAAAGGAAUUCACUCCUCGAUCAAGAAGGGCUAGCACCAUGGCACAAGCUAGGGCACAGGAGCUGCUUCAGAGAGCCAGACACCAGAGUAAACAGGUUAAACAUACUCAGAAUGCGAAGUUACCAAAACAGAAGGUGGAGAUCUCAACAACAGAUGAUGAAAAGAAGCUUUCUGAGAAAAGUAAUGUGACUGAUGGCUUAGAAAGAAGACAAAGUGUAGGCUUGCAAUCACAAAAGACUCAGGAACACAACUUACACUGCGAAGUGCUAUCAUGCUCUGAUGAAGAAGUAAUGGAUUGGUCACCUAGAAGAUGUUCAAGGAAACCUAGUGCUCUGAAAUCAUCAUCCAAGAAACCUGUAUGUCAAGAGAGUCCAAAGAAAGCUGCUGUUACCAAACUUGCUCCAAUAUUUUCCAAGAAAAGGAAUGUGGAAGCAAGUCUGAAAGAGUUCAGCAUGAAGAUGCUGAAGUUCAGCGGAGGCGGCGAGAGUUUCUCAUGAGUGGUGUGCCAUCAGAGCUUCGUUAUCAGACUUCAGCAUCCUCCAUAGCCAGUGCUGUGGCAUCAGAAUAUGCACCUUGGCCAGAAUUAAGUCAUGUACAGCAAAAGACUUCAGCAGCCCUAGUAGAUUGCCAGUUAGAUGUUUGGCAUUUGGUACAUCAAAAGGAUAAGCUUCAACUCCAAGCAGAAUAUUUUGAUCUGGAUGAGAAGGACAUUGACUUUUCGUGGAGUAGGCUACAGUGGCCAUCUACCCCCAUGCUAAAGCAGAAAAAUGUUUCAUGAAAACACCUGCUAACUGGAAUUUAUCCAACGCUGAGCAGGAAGAAGCUCUGGUGCAAGAACUGCAACAAACUUACCCCAACACUGCCAUAACUUCAAUGUUUGAUAGGUUCAAAACUCUGUUUGCUGGUGAUGGCAGUAAGCCAAACUGUACAGAAGAUUCAAAGAUAGACGCCAUUGGAUCAGACAUGUCAACAAAUAAUAUAUCCAGUGACUCUGAUGUUUUGCUAUUGGAGAUGGGCACUGGGGUUGAAGACGGUCAUUCUGACAAAGACAAUUAUAGUCAGCACUGGACAGAAAUUUUACAACCUGCUCAAGCAGUCCAUUUGAUUGGCAACAAGAGCAGCAUUCAGCGUCUUUAUGAAUGGCUUGAAGAGUGGAAGCAGUUAAUACAAAGCGAAGCAGCACAUGAUGGCAGCAGUGAUGGAACAGUUCCGAUGGUGAUGAUGAAGCCAGGCAGCUGUGCAAUACUGUGUUGAUUGUUGGACCACAUGGAGUGGGCAAGACAGCUGCUGUUUAUGCUUUAGCCCAGCAGCUCGGCUAUAAGGUAUUUGAAGUAAAUGCAUCAUCAUCUCGACUUGGUAAGCACAUCUUAGCUCAAGUUCAAGAGGCGACCCAGUCUCACCAAGUGGCCCAGAAAAAGAAUAGAACCACUCGGCACCCUCCUCCUCUUCAACUGCUUACCAGUCUCCAAGUCACAGCACAAACUAUUUCAAAGGAAACAAAACUUUCACGCUGUGAAAAAGAAAAGGCUUCCCUAGGUAAAUCCUUUGCUGUGUUUUCCACAAACGGAGCAGAAUGUUCUGUCACUCAAAGCAGAAGCGCAAAGACUUCUGCAAGCAGAACUCCACAAAAGCGAAAACGAGAUUGUGCAGGUUCUCCAAAAACUACACCGAAAAAGCUACGAGGCGAAAGUGGAAGAGACAAAGCUCCCAAACAGGCCAUAGAUGUGCAGGUAGAACUACAGGAAGUAAAUCUGGCUGGCUGUCUGAACCUGAGCAACACUUCACUGAUUCUGUUUGAUGAGGUGGACAUUGUAUUUAAAGAAGAUAGUGGCUUCCUUCAAACAGUGCAACAUUUCAUCCACACAACCAAGAUUCCUAUCAUCAUGACUGCUUCUGAUCCUGGCUUCUGCAGACAGAUAACAGCCAGAUUCGAGCAGCUUACCUUUAAGCCCCCUUCACUGAUGUGUAUGACCAGCUACCUGCAGUCAGCAUGCCUAGCAGCAGGCAUUCGAACUUGUGCCAAAGACAUUCAAGCCCUGGCUUCAGCUUGUACAGGAGAUGUGCGUCGUGCUCUCCUCACUCUGCAGUUUUUGGUUCUGUCCAGAGGUGGAACCAGCACCAGAACCCAGUCUGUCUGUACCAAACCCAAAUUUAAGGAUGAGAAAGACUGCACAAAAGAAACAGCAUCUUUAAAACAAGCAGUCUCUGGACCAGCAUCUUUAAAAGAUUCACAAGACAGCACUGAUGAUGAUGAUUUUGUAUGUUUAAGACGUGUCAGGAAGACAGUGCAUAGAGUACUGGAUGAAGAGGAAGGCGAUUGCACUGCUGGACUACCCAAUGCAACACUUCAUACAAAGGCAUCAUGUGAUAGCAUUGGUGCAUCCAUAGCAGCUUUGGAAGUAGCAGGUGCCAGCACACUGCCGGCAGUUCAUCUCAAUCUGUGUGAAAGUAUGCUGGGCUUGCCUUCGGAUGUACAAUUAUUAUUUGUGGACCGAAUGAAGAAUGCCUACAGUGAAGAAGCUGUAUCAGACCUUGCCAGGCAUCACUUAGAGCUGAAAGCGCAACACAUAGACUUUCUGCAGUUUAGUUUGUUCAGUGUGCUUCCUUUGCCAACAAUAAAACUUCCUAGCCAAUGGACUCCACAACUGAUUCCAGCUAAACAGCCUUUGAGAAAAAGAAUUCGUAUGGAGAGUCUUGUUGACAGUGAGGGCUCUGAUGGUGAAAGCAACAGCUGUAACACUGUUCUUGUGUCUUCCUGUCAUGCUGGUGAUGACCCACUGCUUACACCAGUAACAAGAUGUUCAGGAGAAGAAGAAACAAAGGCAGAUAGGCAUGGCAACUCUCUGUGUUCUCGUGUCCUCAGAAGCUUUGCUCAGUACUAUGAUGCUAUCUCCAUGGCAGACACUAUGCACUGCUCACAAAAACAGCAAACAAAUUUGGCUGCUGGUGAGCGGUGGGCAUUGUUGCCAGGAAUGGAUGACAGUGUUCCAUCGGUGCAGGCUGAUGAGAAGCUUGAAGCUGGGCUGCUCAUGCAAGCUGAGAUCGAAGUGAGGAGUGCCAGGCAAUUGUUGCAGUCUGUGAAAGAAGAUGUUGCUGAAUGGGAAAAAACAAGUGAUAGUGACAAUCUUCCUGAGCGCUGUUACCUCCCACUGUCUGGAAAUUUGGGAUUCCACGAGACAAUAGUGCAAUAUAAAGAUAAACAUUUUUGUGUGCCAGAGCCAUACAAAACUGCAUUUCACAGUGUUGUGAGUAACUUGCCCUUAACUAGCUUCCACUGCUUGAGCUCCAUCAGUCUGGAUUACCUGCCCAUGCUUCGCACAAUUGGCCAGGCAGAGCAUUGCCGUCAGAUUGCCAAGGCUAAGCGCAGAUUUCAUCAUUACUUCGACAAUAUUGGUCUGUGCCUCUGUACAUCUACUUUAAAUGUCCUGAACCAAGGAUUUCCAUCAGACUGCAAUCUGACUGAUUGAUCUGCAUGAUCUCUCCCACAACUAUUUGACAAGCGAUCUCUUAUUUUGAUUACUUAUGAUUUCAUUAGGAGAGAGCAGCUGUUUAAGCUGAGCAUGAAUGAAAUGUGUACAUGUCUGUGUGCAACAUUUGUAAUGUUUUUGUUGUUUUAUUUUUUUUUUAAAAAGAUGAGUUUCUUAAGCUGCAGCUCAUUGUCGGUAUUUAAGUUAAUAUAACAGUUUACUGGAAUCAGUUUGUUUUUUGUUUUUUGUUUUUCUGAAAUCAUGCAUUAUUUUGAACACUAUAUAUUUAUAGUUUAGGAAACAUUGUACAGAGGUUCUGCUUUCAUCAACUUGUGAAUUUCAGUUUGGGUCAUGGGAGAUGAAAUUAAAAAUGUAGCUUGAUUGA